This is a messenger RNA of Hemisphaericaspora subhashii, 1107 nucleotides long. RefSeq lists its product as uncharacterized. The coding region runs from base 1 to 1107 and encodes 368 amino acids. Lineage: Eukaryota; Fungi; Ascomycota; Pichiomycetes; Serinales; Debaryomycetaceae. Gene Ontology annotation, biological process: fungal-type cell wall organization. The record is from RefSeq and is a predicted model, not a curated record. The transcript has a single exon. Gene Ontology annotation, cellular component: plasma membrane; cell cortex of cell tip.
AUGCUUUAUAACGGAUUUAGAUUUACAUUAAUAUUUCUUUCAUUAGCAUGUACAAUAUUAACAAUAUUUGCAUUAGCUGGUUCAUAUGCAAAUAAAUCAUAUUUAACAGAUUCAUAUUUAAUUAAUUUCCAUUUAGCAGGAUUAAAUCUUAAUCAAGUUAUUGAUAUAAAUAAAUUCACCAAAAGAGAUGACACCACAACAACAGGUACCACCACUACAGCCGCAACUACUGCUCCUGGUUAUUAUACUACAAUCCCCGCUGCUAUUCAAGAUCUUUUCGCAACUGUAACCCCGCAACAAUUAGGGAUUGCUGAUGUUUAUUCAGUUAGUUAUUGGGGAUAUUGUCGUGGAGCAUUAUUAGAACCAGAACAGGAAUAUAAUAGUAACCUUGGAUCAUAUUUUUAUAAUUUUGAUAAUAGUAAUGUUAAUUGGACGUGGUGUUCUGAUCCAAAACCAGGAUUCUUUUUUGAUCCAAUUGAUAUUAUGCAAAUAGAAUUAACUAGAGCAAUUGAAGGGAUUGUAGUUGAUGCUCAAUCGGAAGCAAUUACUCAAUUGACUAUAACUUCAAAAAGUGAAAUUAAAGUAUUGAUUGAUAAUAUUACUCCUGAAAGAUUAAAUUUACCCGGACAUUUACAAAGUGAUUUAACAAGAUUAAAUACGUUAACAAAAAGUGCAUUUUCAAUAAUGGUUACUGUAGCUGUGUUAUCAUUUGUAUCAACGGUUAUUCAAAUAUUAGGUUAUUUCUUUAGUCCGGAGAAAUGUUGUUUAUCAUUUUUAAACUUUUUAUUUGAAUUUUCAAUUUCAUUACUUUCAUUCACUGGUUCAGUAAUUGUUACUGCAGUUUAUGUAAAAGUUAGAGGUUUAGCCAAUAAAGAAGCUACUGAUUAUGGUAUUAAAGCUUUUUUAUCAAUAAAUUUCUAUGCUUUUACUUGGAGUGCAACUAUGGUGGCAAAUCUUGUUGUUUUUGUUAAUCUUUUGGGUCAUUGUUGUGGAAUGUUUGGUACUGGUCGUAAGCAUUAUAGAAUGGUUAAAACUGAUGGUGGGUAUGAACAUGGAAAACAUGAGGAGAAACAUGAAAAACACCAUGAUACAACUGAUAGUGAUUAG